GAUGGUGGCUUGGAAAUGGACAUGCUGGGGGACCUUGAGUCCCUGCAGUUUGAGUAUGGGAUUCAAGAGGAAGAUCGCAGCUGGCUGUAUUUGCAGGGCCGUUCUCGAGGGCUGAUGAUCAAGGCCUGUGCCCAUGCAACCUUCUUCUGCAAGCUACUCUGUAAUUUGAGGGAAUCAUUCCAUGAGAAGCAAACUUCCAGCUGUCUCUUGACUGCAUUGCUUACUGGCAUUCGUGAUGAUGAUGAGUUAAAGGUGGGCAUCAUUGGAGGUGGCCACCUUGGGAAGCAGCUGGCUCGUGUACUGCUUCAGCUUGUCCCCAUCCCUGCUGAGAAUCUGAGGAUAUCCACUCGGAGGCCAGAGGCCCUGGAUGAGUUCCAGAAACUGGGAAUCCAGUGUUUUUACCAUAACCCUUAUUUGGUGGACUGGGCCAAUGUGAUAUUCCUCUGCUGCCUGCCAUCUCAGCUGCCUAACAUCUGCCUAGAAAUUCAAACCCGCCUUGAAAAAGGCUGCAUCGUGUACAGCUUUGUAGCUGCUGUCCCAAUAGCCAGGUUGAAACUCCUACUGAACCACACCAAUAUCUUGCGGCCUCAGUAUCACUGUGUUGAAGAUUUUGUCAACAUCUGGGGGGCCAAUAAGGACAUCACAGCUGCUCUCCGAGAUCCUGUGAUUCUUCGGGCUACCUGCCCCUACAGUCCUGCUGAGAACGAAGAUCUAGAAAACACCAAAGUCACCUCUGUAGUGGCUUCUGCCUCUGAUCCGGAACCCCGUUCCUCACCUUACAGGCCACAGAUGGUAUCUCCCAUGAGUGAGAAUGCCCCAGAAGAUCGAAGGAAGACAGCUGCUGCCUCGGAGGCACAAGCCUUGGUGGGACAGGAAGUGCUGCCUGCAGACCAGGCCCCGGUCCUCAACAAGAUGGCCAAGUACCAAGUUCCACAACGGUCUGGGGAUAUCGUUAUGAUCCAGUCUGAGCACACAGGAGCUAUAGAUAUCCUUUCCGCUGAUUUGGAAUCUGCAGAUCUCCUGGGGGAUCACAGGAAAGUGUCCCCACCUCUGAUGGCUCCUCCAUGCAUCUGGACCUUUGCCAAGAUGAAGGAAUUCAAAAGCAAGCUGGGCAAAGAGAAGAACAGCCGUCUGGUGGUGAAGCGGGGUGAAGUGGUGACCAUCCGGGUACCUACCCAUCCAGAGGGGAAGCGUGUUUGCUGGGAGUUUGCGACCGAUGACUAUGACAUUGGCUUUGGAGUUUAUUUUGACUGGACCCCUGUAACCAGCACUGACAUAACUGUGCAGGUCAGUGAUUCCAGUGAGGAUGAGGAUGAAGACGAGGAAGAGGAGGAAGAGAUGGAAGACCCUGUCCCCGUUGGCGAUGUGGAGAGAGGCUCCAGGAGCUCCCUUCGAGGUCGCUAUGGGGAGGUCAUGCCUGUGUACCGGCGGGACAGCCACCGAGACGUGCAGGCCGGCAGCCACGACUACCCCGGCGAGGGCAUCUACCUGCUCAAGUUUGACAACUCCUACUCCCUGCUCCGCAACAAGACUCUGUACUUCCACAUCUACUACACGAGCUGAAGGCCCGCUGGCACAGGAGGCGGGCGGGCGUCCGCUGGCCGGAGCAGGCUGCCAGCCGGCGCCUCUUGUUCUGGGUAGGCAGGAGCUCAAAGUUGAGCGUGAGGCUCCCGACCCUCGUGUCCUGCCUGGCAUGCCUGACUGUUGACCCCACGUAGCUUUUCCCCCUUCCUGGCUUCCGCAGGUGGUGGUGUAGUGCUCCUGUUCUGUGGUCCCUGACUCACGCUCCUCUUGCUUCAGACUCCAGCAAAACUCCCUCUGUGAAGGACCCCGUUGGGCAAAAGCCUAAAGGGAGGUUGGGUGUUAUCGUUUACAAUCAGGUCUGUUUGGGUCCAAGGCGUUCCAGUUGCUGCUCUCUCCUCUCCCGGAGCCUUUGUUGCAAAUGUGUUCAGUGGCACCCACUCUCCACUUUUUGAAAGUUCUGGAGGAUGAAAAGCACAUUGUCCGUGAAGGAGCCCAGCCUCUUGGCUGGAGAGAGCUCCGUCCAGCCUCUCACCACUGCCAUAUUCCCGCCUGCUGGUUCUUCGUGGUCUGUAGCACAGGCCGGGAGCCCUCACUGCCUUUGGAGGGGUGUCCGUGGUCCCGAUUUUGCGGCUCUGCCUCUUGCCCUCCUCUUGCCUUUCCCCACGUCUGUGUCCGUGCCCUUAGAGCAAGACCGUCCAUGCCGUUUAAAGUGGUGAUCACGUAGUCUAACAUCUGGGGGGGGUAACCGUCUCCCUCACUUCCUGGUUCAAGAGGUCGCGGUCGGUAGCCAGGGUGCUGGGUUGGGGGGGAAAGGGUGGGAAGUAGGUAUUGGAUUGAUCUCAGAAUCCACACCUUUGAAAGUCAAGUGUUACUGCAUUACUUUUCUUGUAUAAUCAAAGAAGAAGGGUAUAAUCUGAGAGAGAAAGUUAAAAAAAUACAACACUCCCGAUUCCCCACCAUUCUUUUUUAAUCUUUAGGGUAGGGAUGUUAUUUAGAAAUUUUGCUUCAGAACCCAUCGGGUUUCCAGUUUCUGGAUUUGGGUUUCUUGCAUUGAAGGCUUAAAGCUUUCGGAGUUCAAAGCCUCUUAGAAAAGGUAAUGAAGCUUCGCUGUUACUGCUGAUGGGAGCUGUUCUUUACCAGGCCAAAGCUUGCAUCAUCCCCCCGCCUGUGACUGCCUUGCCCCCUGCAUUAGCCCCGAGGCCUGGAGUGCUGGGGGUGGGGGUUGGGGGGCUGGAAUCAGUGGGCGCCCCGGAGCAGCAGCGCAGGGCCUCGGGCACAGAAGACACCACUGUGCUCGUCUGUGCCUCCUUGUUUCUUAUUCCUUGUGUCGAGUCUGUUACUGCCUUAGAAUUUUGAGGAAUAAUUCGAUUUAUUUAUUACUUUAUUUAUUUUUGUAGCACAUUUCAUUUUGCCUUUGAGACAGUUCUGUCUGUUUCUUAGAAGGCUUCGUUCUGCUCUGAGCCAUUGAGGCCCCCUCUUCUGUGGAGUCAGAUGACGAUUUUAGGAAAUGUUAGGAAGUGACAAUGUUCCCUUCCUGCAGGUCAGUCCUGGGAUGCUUUGGGAGGAAUCUGCCCUUCUGAGAUGGAUGAUACCAUCUUACCCUGGCACCCCCUGUGAUGAAUUCUAGGUUGUGAGGGAUCCGGCCCAAUAGCCCAGGAUGGAGUACAGAGGAAUUGACUUGCCAAUCAGGACAUCGUCUGAUUCUGGGAUUUCAGAGUCCUACUCUGAGGGGUCAUCUUCUUCAUGACGGUUCCUUUGGCCCAUUCCUUCCUGCAGGUGUCUUGCGCCAAGCCUCCCCCUGCUAGGGGGGCAGGAACUCGAAGACCAGGGCCCCUCACCAUAGUUCUGUAGUCGCAUCUGUGUCCUGGAACAAAGGGCCAGACAGCCUGUACUUGUGUCCUCCUGGGAGCAAAGCCUCAAGUAGGAUAGGAUGUUGUGGACUGAGCGGCAUCUUACCUCCCUUAUCUUCUAUUUCAGUGCAUUUUGUAGAGGACACUGGCCAAAAUGCAUCUACCUUGUCAGAAAUUAGAAAUUAUUCUAGUGACUGUUUGAGCCACGAAAAGCAGACUCGCUGUGCGUCAUGUCAUCAUCAGAUAAGCCGAGGGAGCACUCUUUCAGCGCAGAAGUUGAGUCACGCCUUAGCUAAGUGAGGAUAAUCCUUAUAAAAGAAGUUUCUACUGAGCUGUUCUCCAGUCAGCUCCAGCCUUGCUUAUUGUUCCUGUUUAUUAUUAACUUAUGGCUUUGAGCUGUCAGGCCAGAGCAAGCACCCCGGGACAACACUCUCUGUUUAUUUUUGCCAUGAGAUGCUCGGUACUUAUUUUCUUUGGCAUCCUAGUUCUGGUGCACCGGGGAAGCCGGAGGGGCCUGUUCCCAUCACCUCUGUGUGCCUCUUAUUGUCUGGGCACUUUUGAAGUCCUGGACAUGGUUACAUUUCAUCCUGCACUGGCGUGUCUUUGUCCCAUUCGCACAAAAUGGCUACAAGAAGAUAUUGUCACUAUCUGAUUCAUUCCCUCUUCUAUUAAAUUUCUGAAAUCAUCAAACUUUAGGGACCAAAUAUUACUUGUGGAAGCACAUGUAAUUAGUGAGAAUUUCGCAGCCCAGCAAAUCCUCAGUGGUAGUCCUUUCCUUAAUCUCUCCCUGCCCAAGUUUAUCGAACCAAACAAUGAAAUCAAAGUCAUCUGUCUCACCCUGUUCUCCAGAGCACAAAUAAAUACUAACCGACAGUCCGAAGAGAGCGCUUUGUAGUGGGGGAGAGAUUGAAAUUCUCUACACAGAGCGGCUGGCUUCUUCAGUUUCUUCCGUUUGUUUAGCUUUGCCACACUGUUGGGGCUUUUAGAAAGGAAGACCUAUUUAAAGUGUUAAUUUGUUCUAACAUUUCAUCACGAAAAAUGUUCAGCAAACAGAGAACUUAAAAGAAGUAGAUAGUAAACACCCUUAGCUAUACCCACCACAUAGGCUUUAAAAUUAUAAGCUGCUAAUUCAUUAAAACAAAAACGGUUCUCCCAUUCUGUUCCUUUUGACAAGUGUCCAGUUAAAGUGUGUUCCCUGCACAGAUGUCAGCUCUCCUGUGUCAGAGGACCCCUGAUUUUUUAGCAGAUUUGUUACGUUCAGCCUGAGUUACUUGGAAGGUGGUCCUCCCACAUUUAAAAAAAAAAAAGUUUCUUGAUCUCCAUCUUUCAAAAACUCCUGCUGUAUUUCCCCUUCCCUCAGGCCAGAGCUUCACUCUUUUCUUCUCAAACUGGCACCCUGGAGGGAGGGGAGCCAUGAGGCUACUCUAGAAGGACUUUAAUCUGUUGCUUUACCACAGGUCCUCAGGCCUGUGAACUUAAAACUCUAUCAGACAAUGACUAGCUUUGUGGUGGAGGUAGGUAACAACUUGAAAUAAGGCCAUUCUGCUUCUGCUGCUUUUUUUUAAUAAUUCAUGCACUUUAAAAAAUAUUACUUAGGAAAGCUCAGACUUUUUAAAAGUACAUAUUGCCCCUUUUUAUGUGUAUAUGAAAGAGUUAAAUCUGAAAGUUCUCUGUCUUUUAUUAACCAAUGGGAUUAGAUAUUAUUGUAAAACCAGUUACAGAAAAUAUCUGAGUUUAGAUGUUUUUGAUGAGCCCGACCCAGUUCCUCUUUGAAAGAAUUGGGUGAAACCCAAAUCCUAAAGUGUAUCUUUAUAUUGAUUUUUUAAGACCAUUUUUCUGCAAAAAGCUGCCUUUUAACCCCGAGGUAUAUAAUUCUAAGGUAUGGAGUUGAGUGACCCUACUGUUUUACGUAAAGGACUGUUGUUUUAGUGGAGGGUGAGGGAGGGCAGGAAUGAAAUAGUUCUGUGAGGCUUGAGGACUGCUUUUUAAAAUUGAUAGUAAGAAAAAAAAAAAAACAAGAAAAUGAGGGGAAGAGAGAUAAACUGUCAAAUGUAUUCUGAAAUUUUGCUCAUAUCCCAAUUUUGUUUAGUUCUUUGUCUGUAUGUCAUUAGUUGGAAUUGUUCUUUAAGCCAGAAGCCUUACUGGUUCUCAUUGUGCUUGUUGGAGAAACACCAACCCCCUUUGCUGUCUUUUCUAACGGAAUCGACUUUAGGAAUCUUUUGUGAGUAGGUCUCCUCUACUAAGUGUAAUCCCCUGACCCAAGGCUGCAUUUCACCUCCCUGUUCUCUGGGUCUUAGAGUCUAGUGCCGUGCAAAGGGUGGUGAGACUAGCACGAGGCUGGGAGGGGGUGGCAGCUGUGGCCCUGCAGCCCCAGUUGGUUUUGACUGUGGCCAAGAAAGGGAUGAAAUUGGUUAAUUUUGACCAAAUCACAGAAGGGCCUCAAGCCACAAGCUGUGCCCCUCUAGGCUGACCUCCCUGUAAGGGUUAGGACUCACCAUCUUCUGUAAUCUUUGUGGGAUGGUCAUACACACAGCCGUAAAUGGACUAGUUUGUUCUCCCUUUUAAGAGCUUCCAUUUAGAAUUUCUCCUGGGCCUGAAAGGUCCACUAGUUAAAGGUCUUCAGUCUCUUUCCACCUGGCUAAAAAUGUAGAACUCCUGGAAACCUGAAUUGGCUGGAAAAGGGAAAAGCACCGUCACUAUAGAAUCUCAGUGGUUGAAAAGAGUUGGAAGGUGAGUUGGAAGGAAGGUCAUUUCAUUUCUUUUGUUGUGAGCGGUAGCACAUUCAGGGAUUUAUGUUCUUUAGAGAGCAAGUCAUUGUAUUCAUUGUAUGUUGGAUUGUGCUCAGGGAGCCCUGAUGCAUGAUUCUUUGGGAAGUAAUAGGGAAUGGGUGUCUAAAACCAAUCACAAGCUGGGUGCUUUCCAGCAACGCUGUCUGUGAUGAGUAUCUUCAUGGCCAAAUACCCAGUCUUCACACAGAAUCCUGUCCCUGGGCCCUUAUUUCCAUAUAACUGAGAGAUAAAGAGGGAGCUUAGGCUCCCUCCAUUUCUCUCUGAUGUCUUGAUUAUUUACCCUAUUGUUUAGCAUUGGCAGAAUGGUAUCUAAGGCCUCUGGUUACCUGAUUAACCAGAAUUGAAUAACAGUGUUUGAUGAGAAGAUAAGGCAGUCAGCUUCGGUUAGAGGUAGGACGGGGGAGGGAUUGUGACUUACAGUCCCAUAUUGGGAUAGCUGGGUGAUUUGUGGGGACUGUUCAGUCAUCAGUGGGAACUCUUGUGAACCUCACCAAGUGAAUGAAGGAGGAUGUGUCAGUGAGAUACUGAUGAAGACAACAAAUUAUUUGAGUUGAGUAAUAAAUAGAGCAAGCCUUCCAUCCAUGGGAACUACUGUCUGUCACUGGCUAUAAAGGCAAUUGUAAUGUGAGUUUGCGGCUCCUCAGUGUUCUCAGCCGAAGAACCGCCUGGGAGUUGGUUCUCGGUGGCUGCUUUCCUGGAGAAGGGGGAGGCACCCAGAAAAACACUGCUUUGGCUCAGUGGGUACCUGGUCAUGGUCAGUGUCACCCCUUUGCUCUGUCUAACCCAUCCAGCACCUGUGAGCACUCCUUUGAUAUCUACUGAGUUAUUUAGAUUCUGAGGUUAGGGCAGGAUUUGGGACCCAAAGGGUGAGAGAAACUUUGCUAAGUGUCGUGUGGCCAGAUUUCAGAAAUCACCGCUCCCUCUGAAGUGUUGCAUUGCCCCUGCCUGAGCCACGAAUGGCACACAAAGCCCCUGCUGUUUGAAUCUAUUGUCAUUAAGCUAAGAAAACCCAGUUGCCCAGAGCCUUGGGAUGGAGUUCAUUUACAAAUAGUCAUUCCCUCAAAAACUAAGUCCAAAAGUAAGAUGCUGGCUUUGAAAUUAUUUGUGGUCCUGGUCACUGGUUUGAACUCAUGAUCUGAUUGCCGUUAUAUGUACUUUGAUUUCUUUUAGGCCCCAGGCAUGUGGACCAGAGUUAAUUUCAUGGCUCUUCUUUACCCUGAGACUUGAGGAGAAGGUGUCUCAGAAAUCUAGAUAUAUAGGCUUCUUUAUUAAAUUCCAUAAUUUUCUGUCCCUUUAAGUACUUAUUUAAGGGUCAAAUAAUAUAUGUGAAAUGAUUUCCAGGGGACAAAGUGCAUUUACUAAAAGUUGCUAUAUAAGGUCAUGAACAAGUCUGGAGUUUAGGUUUGGAAUAUUCUAGCAUAUAGGGUUCCAGAAGAGCCCUUAGCUAACAGUCAGCUUUAGGAGUUCUCUUCCUGAACUCACUUCUUCACUCAGGUUUGAUAUCUCUCCGUCGAAAACGUUCCUUGUUGUUGUUGUUGUUGUUGAUUUUUAGGUUCAGGCCAAGAAUCGUCUGGAAAACAUUAUCUUAAUUCCUUCUCUCAUGUCCUAAUUAGUACAUUUUACUAAGAAAUUCUAUAUUAAAAACUCUACUGACAUCCGUUUCUGAGAUUUUUGUUCCAUAAGUGAAGUUGUUUUUAUUUAAUCAAGCUGAAUUAUUUCCAUUUAGCCAUGUUCAAGAGCAAGUAAAGUCUAGAGAAAGCCAUCCUGUAACCCAUGACUCUGGCGUACCCAUUUGCCCUUAGUGAUGGGAAGCAUUUUGAAAUUCUCAGGAGAAAUUUGCUUUGUAAUCGAAGUGAUGGAUUAUGAGAAAGCCAGACUUUGGGUAAGGAUACUUGGAAGAGAGGGAGGUGCUUGCAGACUUCCCAAACUACUUCAUGCCAUUUAGCUUGUAUUUCUGAAAGGCCUGGUUUGGUGCCAUGCACUGAGAUCUGUUGGUUGAUUCAAAGAUGAGUAUGCUUUCUUGGCAAUAUUUAAGCAAUUGGCAACCACAAAGGCAUUCUUUCCUUACUGUUCUCUACCAUGCGUUGGCACUGAUGUUACAGAAAGGGGUCCGGAAGGGAAACAGUGUCGCCGUCUUUUCUUUAAAGUACAAAAAUAGCCCAACAAGUCAUUUAUUGCAGUCAUCUUGUUUUACGUAUCCCCAGAGAAAUGCUGUCAACAUUUCCUGUGAUUUCUAAGAGCUCUGUACCAAAUUGUCAUUCAAUCGUUUUGUCCUGCUGAGUGGGUUUUCCUUUAAAAUACCUUCUCUUACCACCCUGUGGCACUGAAUGUGUUGCUGUGAUACACAGAUGAUUCCUGAGCUAUGGGUCUUUAAAUAGCUCAGUUCUUGUGUUUUUAAUAUUAUGUAACAGUUUUGUGUUGCUUUUGUGCAUUUCUUUGUCUUCUCUUCCAAGUUUUGAAAUCUGUCCUAAAUAAACUUUUUCACUAUGCACCUGAAA
Molecule: messenger RNA, 8661 nt
Organism: Ailuropoda melanoleuca (giant panda)
Lineage: Eukaryota; Metazoa; Chordata; Mammalia; Carnivora; Ursidae
Gene: TMED8
Product: transmembrane p24 trafficking protein family member 8
Exons: 9
Coding region: 16-1563 (515 amino acids)
Source: RefSeq, a predicted model, not a curated record